Messenger RNA from Colletotrichum gloeosporioides, 1374 nucleotides. RefSeq lists its product as uncharacterized. Lineage: Eukaryota; Fungi; Ascomycota; Sordariomycetes; Glomerellales; Glomerellaceae. Bases 1 to 1374 code for a protein of 457 amino acids. The transcript has a single exon. The record is from RefSeq and is a predicted model, not a curated record.
AUGUCUCUUGAGAACUCGGGAUCCAGCGACCCUCUCGCACCGUAUGCCGUCGGGGCGACGCUGAAGCUGCUUCCUCACAAUCAUCCGACUGCGCCUUAUGGAGGACCGAAGUACGGAUGGCUGGGCGACGAGAAACAAGACCAACUCUCCAAGUCGAGCAUCGCCCAUCCAAGCAGCUACAAGCCCCGGCCUCCUGGCCAGAAGAUCAAAGGAGAGGAGCUGACUGUCAAAGUCCUGAAGCUCACGAGAGAUUCCGCCACGGACGCUCCUCAAGGGCCUCUUCUUCUGGUUUGCCAAGUCGUGAAGCCACCCCACAUCCACGACGACAACGGCGAACAAGUUGACAAGGGCGACACCAUCGUGGCUGAAGUCUUCGACCACAAGCUCUACAAUACGCUUGCGCUUCCAUUUGCUCCAGUCAUGUCUUCGGUCUAUCUGGCCGACUCGGGUUUCAGUCAACUCGCCGGCAUCUACCGGCGUCUCCACCAGAAAGGAAAGUCGGCAGCGGAUGACAAAGUCAAGCUCACCGGCCCGUCUCACAUCGCCCCGGAGUACUAUGGAAACUGGGUUAUUCAGCACUUCCCUGACAAUGACCCCGGCAAGCCCCCCAGCAGGUAUGUUGGCGCUGUCCUUAGAGAGGACGUCCAAGGCCCUUCUAUUGAGUCCGUCUGCCUUCGCCACGAACGCGAUGGCCUCCUCCCGCUGCGCAAGAUACGCCCUCACGCCGACCUGGACCGGGAGGUUCACCUCGACAAGCAGACCCGCCUCGAGCUUAUGAAGCAGAUCAUCCACGGUUGCGUUGUCCACAAGCGAUACCAUGUCGAGCACGAAGGUCCCGAGGCACGCAACUACGUCAUCACCCUCCGCCGCAACGGCAAGAUCCUCAAGCACCCGCAAGCCGUCCAGGUCGACUUCGAAUACACCUACCUGUGGGACCUGACCAUAUGGGCAAAGUCCACGCUCAAAGAUCACCAGAACCAUCUCAACAUCUCGAAGCUGCCUCAUCCCCUCCACCCCAUUGAGCUAUACGACUGGGAUAGCCUGAACGAUUUCGCAGGCUGGACUCCCUGGGACUGGUCAUACGGCGCGCACAUGCGGGAGGGGAUGAGCCUUAUACAUCAGUGGUUCAUCCAGCCCGAAGUGUUCGGACCGAAGCAGGAAGGACCCAGGUAUUCGCUCUUCGCCACCUUUGACCGGAUCAAUGAGAUGACUGCCCUCACUAGCAGUCUCCACCUACAUUCGACCGGCUCACAACGCAGCGUGGGUUCUGAGCACUCGCGAAGCACCGGUCUCAGUGUACGUUCUCGGGGUCGGAGAGUUGAAGGCUCGGGCGAUACGCAGGAGGAUGAUAUCCCGGAGGAUGAUGAUGAGUGA